AGUUGCUAGUGUUCCGCGUGUGAGAUACAGCGAUUGCUGGCGAUGAUUUGAUUUCAUUAAAUUGCAAUUUUUCUAACAAAUGUAUAUGUGCACAUACAUACAUACGCAUUGUAUUAAUUGCUCGUAUUGGUCUGUGAAAUGAAACGUAAGAUUGACGCAAUUUUCCAGCAAUUGAGAAUGCAGCGAAGUACAAUGUAGCGGAGCGUCUGCUCGCGUGGCGGCGCGUUACUAAUUACCGCUAUAUUAAGUGAAUGGGAACUGGAAAAACUAUUAGUCACAAAAUUGCAUAAAUUACCAAGUUGCAAUGUUUUAUUGGAUAAACAAUUCAGUACAUCAGUAGUGCAGCGUCUUGUCUAUUAUAUUUAUGACUGUUUGUGCACAUACUUUAAUACAAAUACAUAUGUUUUUUACAUUAUUAAGUGUGCAUAAUACACGGUAAGAAACUGGAAAGUGAAUUUACGAAACUAUACUCAUAUAUUCGCAAUGGGCCUCCUGCAGGCCUAUAUGCGUCGUCAGACAUCCAAUCUACCCAUGUACAUACAUGUAUACAUACCUACGAACUUAGAUUAAUUGUGAGCCAAAAACUGAAAGAUUAUACAAUUUUGAGAGCUUCAUAUGUACAUCUUUUAUUUUUACGGCUGGUACUUAAAUAUUGGCUAGCAUUUCUGGAUUUGUUAUAUAAUAUAUACAUAUAUAAAUGAUCCGCAUGACGAGCUGACUCGAUUUGGGCAUGCCCGUCUGUCUGCUUAUAGUAGCGAACUACUCCCUCAUUUUUUGAGAUACUGAUCUGAAAUUUUGCACACGUCCUUUUCUUCCCAAGAAGUUGCUCAAUUGUUGGAACCGCCGAUAUCGAAACACUAUAGCAUAUACAUAUCUGUCACACAAACUGAACACUCUGAAUCAAGUGCUUUUAUGAUGAUUAUGAUGUGAACAAUAUUUUUCAAACAAUUUAAUUAGCUUCAAUAUUCAAAAUUGUCAAAGUGAGACUUAAAUUCCUAACUGUGUAUGCGUCAGUAUGUAAACGACUGGUCGAGUGACUUGUGACUGGUGACUUGAUUCGCAGCAAUUGAAUGGUCAAAAAGUGGCGUUAAUGUCGCAUAAGCAUUGCAAUUAUUUACGUAAAUCAAUCAAUAUAAUAUAAAAACAUCACACCCGAAAUGACGAAUCACUCUGAAUUGCACAACGGCAGUUCAGCACAAACAGUUUUAAUUGUGAAGGGUCUCGAUAAAAUAAAGCCACCGAAACCGUUAGGCGAACGCAAAAAAGCAGUAUUGCGUCAGGAGCUGAUGGUAAUCCUUGGAAAUACGUGUGUGGUAGCAUCGGGCAUGUCCGUGGCUCUACCUUCUGUGUCGCUUGCUCAAUUAACAGAUCCAAAUGAUAUUUACCAUCUCAACACCGAGGAAAGUAGUUGGUUUGCUUCUAUCAAUAGCAUGGCCUGUCCACUGGGAGGCUUAUUAGUAGGUUAUCUCAUGGAUCGAAUCGGUCGUAGAAACACGAUGUUAUGCACGAAUUUCGUUGGUAUUAUCGGAUUGUUGCUGCUUGUCACUGCCCCCCACCAAAGCACACGUGAUGCCAUUUAUAUACAGUUACUCAUUGGCAGAUUCUUAUGUGGUCUUAUGAUUGGUUUAUCACUGUCCCCGAUUGGUUCGUAUGCUGCGGAAAUCAGCUUACCACGGAUAAGAGGUCGUCUGAUUAUGGGUACAUCGAUAGCAAUAGCCAGCGGUAUAUUGUUAAUGUAUUUGUUGGGUUAUUUUAUACGGAACAACUUUAAGCUGAUCUCCAUUAUAUCCGUCGUUUACCAAUGCUUGGCGUUCUGCUGUUGCCUGCCCAUGCCUGAAUCCCCAAGUUGGCUGCUACAAAAGGGCUAUGAGGAGCGUGCUCGCAAGUCGCUCAAGUAUUUUCGGGGUCUCUCGAAAAAUGAUAACAACAUUUACGAGGAAUUCGAAACGGAAUUGGCGCUCAUCAAAAAGAAUUCAGACAUCAGUCGGACAGCCGCUGCCAAUGAGUCGCUUUUACAGGCCAUACGUUCACCGGAGGUCUACAAACCUCUGCUCAUGAUGAUCGGCUUCUUUUUCUUUCAACAGUACUCUGGCAUUGUUGUUGUGAUUGUAUUUGCAGCACAAAUCGCUACACGCGCUGGUGUCUCUGCCGAUCCGCUGCUGGUGGCUGUGUUCGUUGGUGUGGCACGUAUAAUUACCACAUUCUUCAUGGGCAUGAUUUUCGAAAAAUGGGGACGUCGCCCAGCGGGUAUAAUUUCAGCGACCGGAAUGACUAUUUGCAUGACAUUGCUUGCGGCUAAUGGUUGGUGGCCAGUUAUCGGAGAACAUGUGCCAUUAUUGUCUGUCUUCGCCAUUGUGCUACACAUAAUCUUCUCCACAAUGGGACUGCUAACCCUGCCAUUCUUCAUGAUAUCAGAGGUAUUUCCACAACGUGUACGUGGCAGCGCUAAUGGAUUCACAUUGUGUGUUGGACUUCUGUUCUCCUUCAGCGUGGUGAAACUAUAUCCCACCGCGGAAGCUUGGAUUGGCACUGCCAAUUGUUUCGCCUUUUUCAGUGCGAUAUCUUUAUUGGGUGUGGCAUUUAUUUAUUUCAUUGUGCCUGAGACGAGAGGUCGUACAUUACUGGAGAUUGAGAACUACUUCCGUACUGGACGGAAGGUAAGCAAUGCGGAAAUUGCACGGCGGCAGUCACAAAUAGCGAUGGAGGAGGCGUCGGGAAUAUACCGUUCCGAACAGGAACUUAAUGAAGUAUUCUUGAAAUUAAGUAAAGUAGACGAAGACGGUGAAAACGCCAAAGAGUGAUAGACUGUAGAAAUGAAUAUCGGCACCAAAUAUAUUUGUCGAAACUUUUAAAUAUGAGUUCAAAAUGCCAUAUCUGUACUUAAAGUAAAUAUACAUACGUAUUAAUAAUUAGACUGUGAUGUAAGUUUUUAAGGUCUAAAAGUAAAAAGACUUGUAACCCAAAAACAUUUUUUGAAUAAUAUGUACAUAUAUAUUUACUUUGCACGAAUAUGUAUUUGAAUAAAUACAUGUACUUAUGUACAUUAUAAUAUAAACAAAAAUAUAAUUGUAUCGGAUUUCCCCAAACCCCUACUUUUACAUCAAUUAAAAUUCGAUUCCUUCAAAUCCUGGCGCUACAUAUAGAACCUAAA
Molecule: messenger RNA, 3151 nt
Organism: Bactrocera oleae (olive fruit fly)
Lineage: Eukaryota; Metazoa; Arthropoda; Insecta; Diptera; Tephritidae
Product: facilitated trehalose transporter Tret1-2 homolog
Biological process (GO): transmembrane transport
Cellular component (GO): membrane
Molecular function (GO): transmembrane transporter activity
Source: RefSeq, a predicted model, not a curated record